GCCUAGUCUGGCUCCGGCGCCGCCCGUCGCUGACUCGUCCUCGCUGCAGUCGCCGCCGCCGCCGCCGCCGCCGCCGCCGCCGCCGCCGCCGCCGCCGCCGCCGCCGCUCCUCCGCCUGGCCCGGGCCGUCUGCCCGCAGCCAUGAGCGUGCUCGGCCCCGGUGGAGCCCGCAGUCCUCUAGAUUAGUCUCCACCGCCGUCCAGGACCCGCUUGCAGCAUGGAGUCGCCCGCCUCGAGCCAGCCCGCCAGCAUGCCCCAGUCCAAAGAGAGGCUGGUCAUAUCCAUGGUGACCAUUUAUGGGCCACAACAGGUCCCCAUCUGCGCAGUGAACCCUGUGCUGAGCACCUUGCAGACGUGAUCUUGCUUCGUCCUGCAGCACUGUGCGGGGCAGGAAAAUCCAAGAGGAAGAAGGAUCUACGGAUAUCCUGUAUGUCCAAGCCACCCGCACCCAACCCCACACCCCCCCGGAACCUGGACUCCCGGACCUUCAUCACCAUUGGAGACAGAAACUUUGAGGUGGAGGCUGAUGACUUGGUGACCAUCUCGGAACUGGGCCGCGGAGCCUAUGGGGUGGUAGAGAAGGUGCGGCACGCCCAGAGCGGCACCAUCAUGGCCGUGAAGCGGAUCCGGGCCACCGUGAACUCACAGGAGCAGAAGCGGCUGCUCAUGGACCUGGACAUCAACAUGCGCACGGUCGACUGCUUCUACACUGUCACCUUCUAUGGAGCACUAUUCAGAGAGGGAGACGUGUGGAUCUGCAUGGAGCUCAUGGACACAUCCUUGGACAAGUUCUACCGGAAGGUGCUGGAUAAAAACAUGACAAUUCCAGAGGACAUCCUUGGGGAGAUUGCUGUGUCUAUCGUGCGGGCCCUGGAGCAUCUGCACAGCAAGCUGUCGGUGAUCCACAGAGAUGUGAAGCCCUCCAAUGUCCUCAUCAACAAGGAGGGCCAUGUGAAGAUGUGUGACUUUGGCAUCAGUGGCUACUUGGUGGACUCUGUGGCCAAGACGAUGGAUGCCGGCUGCAAGCCCUACAUGGCCCCUGAGAGGAUCAACCCGGAGCUGAACCAGAAGGGCUACAAUGUCAAGUCGGACGUCUGGAGCCUGGGCAUCACCAUGAUUGAGAUGGCCAUCCUGCGGUUCCCUUACGAGUCCUGGGGGACCCCGUUCCAGCAGCUGAAGCAGGUGGUGGAGGAGCCGUCCCCCCAGCUCCCAGCCGACCGUUUCUCCCCCGAGUUUGUGGACUUCACUGCUCAGUGCCUGAGGAAGAACCCCGCAGAGCGUAUGAGCUACCUGGAGCUGAUGGAGCACCCCUUCUUCACCUUGCACAAAACCAAGAAGACGGACAUUGCUGCCUUCGUGAAGGAGAUCCUGGGAGAAGACUCAUAGGGGCUGGGCCUCGGACCCCACUCUGGCCCUCCAGAGCCCCACAGCCCCAUCUUGGGGGGCAGUGCUCACCCACACCAUAAGCUACUGCCAUCCUGGCCCAGGGCAUCUGGGAGGAACCGAGGGGGCUGCUCCCACCUGGCUCUGUGGUGAGCCAUUUGUCCCAAGUGCCAAAGAAGCAGACCAUCGGGGCUCCCAGCCAGGCCCUUGUCGGCCCCACCAGUGCCUCUCCCUGCUGCUCCAAGGACCCGUCUCCAGCUGCUGAGAUCCUGGACUGAGGGGGCCUGGAUGCCCCCUGUGGAUGCUGCUGCCCCUGCACAGCAGGCCGCCGGUGCCUGGAUGGAUGGGCCACCGCCUUGCUCAGCCUGGAUGCCAUCCAAGUUGUAUAUUUUUUUAAUCUCUCGACUGAAUGGACUUUGCACACUUUGGCCCAGGGUGGCCACACCUCUAUCCUGGCUUUGGUGCGGGGUACACAAGAGGGGAUGAGUUGUGUGAAUACCCCAAGACUCCCAUGAGGGAGAUGCCAUGAGCCGCCCAAGGCCUUCCCCUGGCACUGGCAAACAGGGCCUCUGCGGGGCACACUGGCUCACCCAGUCCUGCCCACCACCGUUAUCGGUGUCAUUCACCUUUUCGGGUUUUUUUUAAUUUAUCCUCUGUUGAUUUUUUCUUUUGCUUUAUGGGUUUGGCUUGUUUUUCUUGCAUGGUUUGGAGCUGAUCGCUUCUCCCCCACCCCCUAGGGUACCAGCAGGCAGAGCCUUGCCCUCUGCUCAGGCUGGGGUCCAGUGGGAGGGGCCCAAGGUCUCUGCUCAGAGAAGUGCAGGGGGAGCCUACCAGCUCACUCUCCCUGAGGACUGGCUUGACAGGGGCUAUGGGUUUGCUUUGGUGUUGUUUUUAAAAAAAAGAAAA
Messenger RNA from Pongo pygmaeus (Bornean orangutan), 2289 nucleotides. RefSeq names its product mitogen-activated protein kinase kinase 3 (gene MAP2K3). Gene Ontology annotation, molecular function: MAP kinase kinase activity; ATP binding. Gene Ontology annotation, biological process: protein phosphorylation; MAPK cascade. The transcript has 13 exons. Lineage: Eukaryota; Metazoa; Chordata; Mammalia; Primates; Hominidae. Bases 430 to 1386 code for a protein of 318 amino acids. The record is from RefSeq and is a predicted model, not a curated record.